AUGCGUUUAAGUAGUAUGGUAGUUGAAUUGAAUGGAUAUAUACAUACCGUGUCACGUUACUAGAUCAAAUAACAAAUUAACGUACAAAUCUACAGUUUUGUGAUCAAAGUUUUAAAACAAUUGUUCACAAACUCAGAAAAUCAUCAAGGUGCGCAUGAUUGUGACUUAAAAAUGGACUAAUAUUUUUUAGUAACAGACGAAAAAUAUUUUUUCACCUUAAAUAAUUUUGUUGUUACCUGUGAUUAAAAGCGUAAACAAGUCAAAUUGAAUGUUGAUACAAAUAUACGCAUGAAUCGCUUUAUAUUUAGAUGCACAUAGAUAUAUAUGCACGUUCCACUUGAGGUGUUGAAUGCUAAAUUUAGAAGAUUUGAAACUGUGAUUUAAGUUUUAUAUCCGGUUAGGGUUUUUUACCGUCUACAAAACUAAGCAAAUGUUUACAUGUUAAAAGGAUAUAUUGGGCUGUCGUGCAUUAAUAUAAUUAUUUGGACCUUGCAGACUAUGGUAUAUCAAAUGUUAAAUUUUAUAUCCGGUUAGGGUUUUUUACCGUCUGCAAAAUUAAGCAAAUGUUUACAUGUUAAAAGGAUAUAUUGGGCUGUCGUGCAUUAAUAUAAUUAUUUGGACCUUGCAGACAAUGGUAUAUCAAAUGUCAGGAGACAUAUCUGCAGACAACUUUAACUCAGUGUGAUAACAACCAGUGAUAUUAGCUAAGAAGCUAUUGGACAGAUAGGAAAAGGAACUGGCAUUUGUUUCUUAGGCCAUAGGAUUCGAUUGUCUCAUUGCACAGUUCCAUUGUCUUUUGAGUUUGACAUUUUAUUAAGCUGAGGACAGUGAAAAAAAUAAAUAAAAUGGAGGACAACGACAAUGUAAAACUUGUCCUGAAUAAAUUUGUGAAAAUGAAAGAGGAAGCGAGGAAGAAAGGUUUAAAAGACGAGGUCAUCAAGGACGCGUUUGUUAAUGAUAAAUCAGCAAAGAAAUCAAAAAGAAAUGUACGUACAGAAAAAGACAGCGAUGCACCGAAAGGCCUGAAAAGUGAAAGCAUUAGAGUGCUAUUCCGCCAAAAGUCAAAAAAGUUCAAUUUGCUUUUCUGCUGCUCAAGAUCCCUGUUCAAAGUCUAUUUCGUACUCGGACUUAUAUCGUCCGUUUUGGCAUAUCUCUACAAGGAAGAACUGCUCGAAUAUUCCGAGAUGAAGACAUCACGAUGCGCAAUAGAAAACAAUGGAUUUGUCCAGGAAAUAUCAAGACCCUUAGUGAAGUGUGGCAUGUGUGAAGGUCUGACCCAUGUCCCUAUAGAAUACAACAUAUCAUCGGAAGUCUUCAGGGAGAAAUACGCCUACAGCGGAAUUCCGGUUUUAAUCAAAGGUGCGACGAUUAAUUGGAGCGCGAUGGACGCUUUUAGCUUUCAUUUCUUCAAAAAGCUUUAUACAGAAACGGAGAAGGCAUUAGAGACCAUUGAAGAACAGUGCCAGUUUUUCCCCUACAAGACCGAGUUUGACACGCUGGCUGACGCUUUCAACAUAUCAGACGCACGGGCGAACUUCACCGAAGGCGAAAUGCCGUGGUAUAUCGGAUGGAGCAACUGUCACAACGAAAUACAAGAGGUCCUAAGAGAGCACUACCAAAGGCCUUAUUUCCUGCCCGAAGGAUCGGAAUCAAGUGCACUUGACUGGAUUUUCAUGGGCGGACCAGGACCGGGAGCGUUUGUUCACUUAGAUUACGUAGAGCGGCCGUCAUGGCAAGCGCAGAUUUCAGGCCGUAAGACGUGGACACUUGUACCUUCCCCUGAGUGUGAGGACAGAUGUUCUAGCAUGAACGUUACGGUGCACAAGGGAGACAUUUUUGUGAUUGACACGAACCAGUGGUACCAUGCCACCCACAUCCACCAAGGCGAAAUCAGCAUUACUAUUGGAUCGGAAUACGACUAGACAAUACAAGAACAAAAUUUGAUUCAUUUGCAACAUAACUCCAGAAGCCGUACUUUAGAAGCCUUUCAAGUUAAAAUUGUACAUUCUACUCAAAUUCAAUAACAUAUUUAACUUAUUCCACAGGUAGAUGGUGAAAUGAUUGAUAAACUAUUCAAGUAAAAUACAGAAACUCAACUUUAAAAAACACACAGAAAAAUAUUCAGAAGCGUUGUUUUUUUCAAGAAACAUAACAAUUUAAAAAUGAAUAUUAGACAUUAUAUAUAAAAGACUUUUUUAAGAUUCUUCUCCAAUACGGCCUCUGCGAGUCUUACAAGUAUAAUUCGUUACCCAUUGCUGUAAGAGUGUCAGUAAGACUGUACAACUUUGAAUAUCCUGCCAAACAAUGGCAUGCCAUGCACAUACAAUAUUGUUGCAUCCAGGUCUUUUGAUUCUUGUUUAAUGAACAUCGACUUAAACAUCCAUAAGUUUACAGAAUAUAUUACGCAGGUAUUUUGGAUGAAUUCAGAUAUUUCAUAACUAAUUCGGUCAAUGAAGUCUGCUUGAGAAAAUUAUCAUAUAAAACUUAAAAAAAACUUUAUGAUACUUUGAGAAAUGUGAUGAAAAAAUACAAAAAUGUGCCAUGUUCGUCCAAUAUCUUUGUAAACGACUAAAUAUAGAGAAAACAAAAUCAACAAAGGAGAAAAAAAUCAACACCUUUAAUAGACAAUGGCAACAGUUAGAAAACUUGUUAUUUUAGUAAAACUGCUCUACUAUGUAGAAGUAUGUUAAGUGACUUGUAUAUCUAAAUGUCCACAGAUACUGUUUUUUAAAAUAUCUAUUCUGUUUUAAAGUAAGUAGUUAUUUUCCACACAAAAAUUUACGUUUAUGUUAUAUACACCAUUCCAAAAUAACUAAAAACGAAUCAGCUUUCCGAUUUGUUUCUACCAUUUUUGUUGUAGAAAAUAAGUCCCAAAUAAUGACUGGUUUUGGUAAACAAAGACUUAUAUCUAUAUGAAUUUGUUCACAUUGAUAUGUUUUGGUAAAACACUUUUUUUGCAUGAUAUACAUAUACAUGUACCUGCAUUUUAUAAUUGUGUGUAUGAAUGUAUAUUUGGCUAAUAAAAACAGAAACCAUAA
Messenger RNA from Mya arenaria, 3038 nucleotides. RefSeq lists its product as uncharacterized. The coding region runs from base 846 to 1922 and encodes 358 amino acids. The transcript is spliced from 4 exons. The record is from RefSeq and is a predicted model, not a curated record. Lineage: Eukaryota; Metazoa; Mollusca; Bivalvia; Myida; Myidae.